Molecule: messenger RNA, 1454 nt
Organism: Setaria italica (foxtail millet)
Lineage: Eukaryota; Viridiplantae; Streptophyta; Magnoliopsida; Poales; Poaceae
Exons: 7
Coding region: 295-990 (231 amino acids)
Biological process (GO): double-strand break repair via homologous recombination
Cellular component (GO): Shu complex
Molecular function (GO): single-stranded DNA binding
Source: RefSeq, a predicted model, not a curated record
CUCGACUCUCUUCUCUUUGGGCCAUCUAGCUGAUCCGAUACGAGCCGAGCUCGAGCUCCAAGCCUCCAAGGUAAGCAGCUUUGUCCGCGCCGGUCUCGAACACCAACCCGAGCUCGCUCGAGCUCGGCUCAAGGCGGUGUCGUGCUGUAGCUUGGGCACCUGGGCACGCUCGGGCUCUGCUCAUUGGCACUUGACGGACCACCCCACCCCCACGCAGUCAUUCCGUCGAACACCUCGCCGGCACGGCGGCACCGCUGUCUUCUCCGCAUCCCCGCCGGCUGAUCCCCGGAGGAGAUGGAGAAGUUUUUCUCCUACACCUCUAACGCCCCACGGCGGGAUGAGAACGCCGGCAUCACCCUGCUCUCGGGCCCUCCGUGCUGCGGGAAGACCUCGCUCCUCUUCCAGUUCGCGGUGAACCGCACCGCGGAGAGCGGCCGCGGCGUGGUGUUCAUCUGCAGCAAGGGGAGGAUGGAGAACAACCCCCCUUUCUUGUCCCAGGGUGUUGACCCAUCGAUGAGCUUACUUCAGAGGAUACAAAUCAAAUACGUUGAAGAUGGUGACGAGAUCAGAAAGUACUUUGCUGCAUUUCACCUUCUUGACAACUUCCCCGCUGCAGUCAUUGUUGAUGAUUUUGCAGAUUUCUUCUCUGAAAGGAGCUGCCAACAAAGAUAUGGGACUACUAGGGCUCGAGAUCUUGCGAUGGUCCGCGUGUUAGCUUUGUGCCACAAUGCUAUUGGGCAUGCAAAUGCAAAGCUGGGAACCCUUGGUUCUUGCAAUCUAUUACUAUCUGAUGUACUGCAAGGUGAUACCCCAAGAUCGCUGUUCAUUUACAAAAGAUGGAUAAAUUCCAUAUAUGCAAUACGAGGUGACGGCACAGGAUCCUACAUACUUAAGAAUAUUGGCAGUUCAGAAAGCGAAUCCAAGAAAGCAAGAAAAGCUAAGUACUCAGUAGCGCUACAAUAUCUUGUUCUUGAAGAGAUCAGCAAUUAAGACUCCUCUCUCUUUUUUUAUUACACUUGAGUGCCCAAGACUGUGGAGAAGUUACCUAUCAGAGCAGCCAACAGCUAGUUUAGUAUUCAGAUUUCUACCAGUUGCACUUGGUGCAUAUGAGUUGGUUGUAAAUGAAAAUUUGCAUCCCUAGUUGAUAUUUGACUUUUACAUGUGCACCAACCAGCAACCUGGUUUAUGUUGUAUUGAACGACAGCAAGUAUGUUGUGCUGAGCGCUGACAGAUUUCCAAUGUCCUCAUCUUUCCGGAAGCUCAGGAACUGUUCUAGUUGCUGGGCUGGAUUGCUUACUAGUGCCUGACAACUACUUAACGAAGUAGCAAGGGAGCCUUUUAGGAACAUCCUUGGCACGAGCAAAGUGAUAACUGAGUAGUCAACUUCACCAUUUCUAUUCAGAUCAAUGUAUUGAGUUUCAGGUGUAUUUCUAUUAACUAUUUUAUUUGCCUUU